AUGGUGACUAUACAAGGCCCUGACGGGGCGAUUUUGUGGAUGUCCGAGAAAGGAAUGGAACAACGCGUACUUUUUAAAGCACGAAAGGCCGGAGCUCAUAGAUUCUGCUUGUCAAAUGAAAUGAGCACCGUAUCGGAUAAGGUUGUGGCGUUCUCUGUAAUAGUGGGAGAUACGGAUGAGUUGAAGGAAGGGGAGGCGGGGCCAAAAAGGCCGCGGGAUAUGCUCCAAAGGACGGUUCACCGGAUUGAUCAGGGCCUGAACGAGAUUGAGGAACUGCAGAGCUUCCUCCGCACGCGCGAGCGCGAACAUCGGGCGACGAUUGAAGUCGCAAAUACGCGCGUGGUCAUAUGGUCGGUUCUGGAGAUUAUCUUUAUUGUGGGAAUGGCGAUGACCAGUAUGCACUACUUCCGUAAGCUGUUUAGCCUCAAACGUGUGAUUUAAUUGUAAGAGAA
Molecule: messenger RNA, 452 nt
Organism: Phytomonas sp. Hart1
Lineage: Eukaryota; Euglenozoa; Kinetoplastea; Trypanosomatida; Trypanosomatidae
Source: the annotation of a GenBank genome assembly